This is a messenger RNA of Cornus florida, 3324 nucleotides long. RefSeq lists its product as uncharacterized. The record is from RefSeq and is a predicted model, not a curated record. Bases 1 to 3324 code for a protein of 1107 amino acids. NCBI's taxonomy places the organism in Eukaryota, Viridiplantae, Streptophyta, Magnoliopsida, Cornales, Cornaceae. The transcript has 22 exons. Gene Ontology annotation, molecular function: nuclear import signal receptor activity. Gene Ontology annotation, cellular component: cytoplasm; nucleus. Gene Ontology annotation, biological process: protein import into nucleus.
AUGGAUCGUGCAGAGAAAGAAGCUCUGCGAGCGCAAGCCAGAGAAAUGCUAAACUCCCCUGACCUCACAGCCAUGGAGACACUCGUCUCUCACCUCAACUCUCAGGACGAUUCACAGAAAUCAACGGCGACGAAGCUCUUCAAAUUCUGCGCCGGAGAAUACCCUAAUAAUCAUAUGCUAAAACUCUCUCACCUCUUCCGAUCUUGCCCUCGAUUCGACACCCGAAUUCGCUCGGGUAAACUGUUCUAUUCGCUUCUCCUUCAUCCCUGGUACAGCUACCAUCUAAUCUCUCCAAUGAUCUUGACUGAAAUCAAAUUGGCCUUCAUUGAUUGUAUUCAUCAAGAAAAACCUGAACCCUUUUCCAAGAUCACGUGUCGGAUUGUCUCUGUACUCGCCAAAUUUAUAUUUGACGACAAUAAAGAUUGGCCAGAGCUUUCGGAUUAUGCCAUUGAGUACGUUGAAUCAGAUACAGAACAUAUUCAAGAAUUGACCAUCUUGGUAUUCGCUAAAAUGCCCGAGUCACUCGGUAAGAAGUCAUUAGCUCAUCUUAAUAGGCUUCACUCAACGUUUUUGCGCCGAUUGGAGUCCUUGAAUUCGCGUACUCGAUUGCAUGCCAUUUCUGCUUCAGCCAAUUUGGUUCGAGUAGUGCCGCAUACUUUGUACCGUCAGCUUGAGGACCUCUUGCCGGCAAUGAUGCAGGUGGUGUUUGAAUUUUUUAUCGAAGAUCAGGAGAUGCAUGCUCAAAAGGCUCUCGGCGAAUUGGUUGUGUUGGCAAUGCCAGCAGUGGAGUUUUUUGUGCCGCGGUUGGAUUAUGUUUUCAAAUCCAUGAUUCGGAUUGCAAAGAACGGGGCAUUCACAGAGCAGACAAGGUGUGUUGCAGUUAAAGUUCUUAGCGCCCUCAGUGAUGCGUGGGAAAUAGAGCUCAUAGAGAAGUUACCACAUGAUAUCAUACGAAGUCUGUUCCCAGUACUGAUGAGGAUGCUUACAGUAGUCCAAGAUGAUCCGGCAUGGCAUGAUGCGAACAAUGAAGAUGGCAUGAAUGCGGGGAAAUCGGAAUCUUAUGAUCUUGGAGUGUAUGUCUUGGAUCAACUUUCUGUUGCCUUGAAUGAGGAUAUUAUCAUGGCCAUUGCUUUAGAGCUGGUACCAGUAUACUUGGCUGCUCCAGAAUGGCAGAACCGUUUUGCUGGAAUCACUGCCCUUGCUCGGACUGCACAAGUAUUCUUAGAGGUAUAUAAUCUUGUAGGUUGGUUAAUUACUGAAAAUCUCAAUCAAGUUGUAACAAUGGCUUUGAACUUAUUCCAAGAUCCUCAUCCUCGCGUUCGUUGGGCAGCUGUUAAUGCAAUUACAUUGUUAACUAAAGCGUUCGGUCCAGAUUUGCAAGUUCAAUAUCAUCAAGUGAUUUUUCCUGCACUAGCUGCAGCAACUGGGGACUCUCAGAAUCCCCGUGUACAGGCACAUGCUGCAGUCACAAUGUUGUUAUUCUGCAAGAAAUGUACUCCAAAUAUCUUAACACCUUACUUGGCCGAAAUAGCGAGCAUACUGCCUGUCCUCCUGCAGAACGGGAAUCAAGUGUUGCAAGAAGAAGCUUGGGCCACUCUAGUAUCAGCUGCAAGUUCACAGGACCAAUUUCAAAUAGACUAUGACAAGAUAAUUCCUUUCCUGAAAGCUAUCUUGCUGAAUGCUACUGACACAUCAAAGAGGACUCUUCGUGCCAAAUCUAUGGAGUGCAUUAGCUCAAUUGCGAUGGUAGUUGGAAAGGACAAAUUUCAGGAGGAUGCUAGGGAGGUUAUAGAAAUUCUUAUAUCAUUACAAGGAUCUCUGAUUCAGAGAGAUCACUAUAUGCAAAUCAACAUUUUAAAAACCUUGUUCAGACUUUGCAAAUGCCUGGGAUCAGAAAUUUUCCCUUAUUCUGGAGUUCUAAUGCCUGCAUUGCUUCAGAUAUUUAAUCAAAGUGAGGGUAUUGAAGCAAUUAAUAUCCUAGAGGAGAAAGCUUUAUCUUGUGCGGUGCUGACCUACUGUGCUGCUCAGUUGAAGGAAAAAUUCUUUCCAUGGAUUGAUCAGGUCAUUGAUGCUAUGAUUCCACUUGUCAAUUUUCAUCAUACCAAAACUAGAUUGGCUGCUGUUUCUGCAAUGCCUGCACUGCUGCAUUCAGCUAAACUUGCUGUUGAGAAGAAACAAGCUCAAGGACACAAAAAUUCCUAUAUUCAGAAAUUGGUUCUUCAAGUAGUACCAGCUUUGGUGGAAGCUUUGAGCAAGGGGUCCCCAGAAACAUAUAAUUUAUGGUGCUAUCUCAUGGAAAGGCUAAAGUUAGUUGGCUACUAUAUGGAGGCCUCAAUUGAGGAGACUCAGACUGAGGCCUCUGGAUCUCUUUUUACUAAAUCUCAAGUCAAGUUGAUUGUAAACGAGAUAAAACGAGUGCUGACAGCAAGAACAGUGGACAACUUAGAUUGGGUGAAGGAUGAGGAAAAAGAAGAAAUCUUCAGUCAAUCUGGUGAUUGCUUGUGCAUGUUGAUCAAGAAAGUUAAGGAUAAGUUCUCACCUUUCUUUGAUGAACUUUUGUCAUAUAUAUCAGAGAUGUUGUUUGAAGCUUUAAAUGUUGAUGGCAUUAUUAUCCAGGCAUACAAUAUCAGCAAUAUAAAAUUUGGAAGUUACAAUCCCAUUAUGAUUAUCCUGAAGAGAGGUAAUGAUAAGUCAGCAAAACAGAAACAAACUGCAUUUUGUAUCUUCAACGAUGUUGUACAACAAAGCGAAGAAGCUGCUCUGAAAUAUGGUGAUUUUUAUCUCCCUUUCUUGUUGCAAGCUUGCAAGGAUGAGAACCCCAAUGUUCAACAGAAAUAUCUUCUGUCUCUCCCCCCAUCCCCCUCUCAUAUGCUUCAGGAAGCUGCACGUGGGAUUGGUGUUUGCGCAGAGUUUGGUGGAGCUAAAUUCAAUCCUUCUGCUGAAGAGGCUAUUUCGAGUCUAAAUGCGAUGAUAGGAGAUCCUGAUGCAUUAAAUUCAAAUAAUGCAAGAGCAUAUGACAUGGCUGUUUCAGCACUUGGAAAAAUAUGUGAGUUCCAUCAUGACAGAAUCAAUGCAGCUCAGGUUUUUUCUGUCUGGUUAAGCUACUUGCCGCUUAGAAAUGACUCUGUGGAGGCCAAACUUGUCCAUGAACAGCUUUGCUCAAUGCUUGAAAAGUUAGACAAUGAACUUUUGGGCCCAGACAAUAUAAAUCUUCCCAAAAUUCUGGACGUUAUUUCGGAGGUUUUGAAUGACAGUGACAAAUUAUUAACAGUGGAAACUGCCAAGCGAAUGGUUGCUCUGUUUGAGAGAUACAAGCAGCUAUAA